Molecule: messenger RNA, 410 nt
Organism: Octopus bimaculoides (California two-spot octopus)
Lineage: Eukaryota; Metazoa; Mollusca; Cephalopoda; Octopoda; Octopodidae
Product: ubiquitin carboxyl-terminal hydrolase
Biological process (GO): ubiquitin-dependent protein catabolic process; protein deubiquitination
Cellular component (GO): cytoplasm
Molecular function (GO): cysteine-type deubiquitinase activity
Source: RefSeq, a predicted model, not a curated record
GAGGAAACAAAAAAGAAAGAGUAGGUUUAUUGAAGAAGUAGGAGGAAAACAAAACAGAAAGAGUAGGUUUAUUAAAGAAGUAGGAGGAAGACGACAGCGAGUGAGUAGUUAACUUUCUUCUUCUAGUUGACAGCAUGGCGUCAGACAGCAAACAGUUUUGGAUACCUCUCGAAUCGAACCCCGAGGUUCUAAAUAAGUUUAGCUGGAAUGUUGGUGUCCCCUCCAGUUACAAAUUCCUUGAUGUCUACGAUUUGGAUAAAGAACUGUUGGACACUAUUAAAAAGCCUUUAGCUGUGAUGUUACUUUACCCUCUCACUCAAAAGGUAAUGUUUAAUAAUCUUAGUCUGUUCCAUCCCAGUCUUAUUAAUCACCAAUUAUGCUUCUUUUCCCUCUAACUACAUUCUUUACUU